CUUAUUUAAAUUUGAGCUCUGGGCUUGGGAGAAGGGUGAAGCAGGACACACAACACUCACACACACACACACGGAGGGAGAGAUACGCCGACCAGAGUCGCCCACACUCUCUGCCUUUCCGAUUCCUCCUCUGCAUCCGCGGGGAUUGGGAAUUGCGAGCAGGACUCCAUCCCCUCACCAUGUUAAGCGGGAUUAAGCUGGACGGAGUGGACUCUUCCGACUGGGAAUGCUUUUACUCCGGGAAUGAGAUUUAUCAGCCUCUGAGCAACAUGACUCCAGGGAACGCCAUGAAUCCUUACGUGACAAACACCAGGCCCGGGACCAUCAAUAUGUCGUACAUGAACGCUGGGAUGCUGAGCCACCACCCCCCGCUGUCGGCCAUGGGGACCAGCGCGGUGGUGGCCACCAGCAACCUCUCCCGGCUGGAGGCCUCGCUGAGUUCACCCAUGGAGCAGGUGGGUUCCCAACCCAACCUCAUGAGCCAGAUGACCCCCUACUGCAACGCCAGCGCGGCCUACGGCCAGGGCAACUUGGACUUCCCCGGGGACACCAAGAACGUCCGGCGGAACUACACGCACGCCAAGCCGCCCUACUCGUACAUCUCGCUCAUCACCAUGGCCAUCCAGCAGUCCUCGCAGAAGAUGCUGACCCUGAACGAGAUCUACCAGUGGAUCAUGGACUUCUUCCCCUACUACAGACAGAACCAGCAGCGUUGGCAGAACUCCAUCCGUCACUCGCUGUCCUUCAACGACUGCUUCAUCAAGAUGCCCAGGUCACCGGAGAAACCGGGCAAGGGCUCGUACUGGGCCCUGCACCCGGACUCGGGCAACAUGUUCGAGAACGGCUGCUACCUGCGGAGGCAGAAGAGAUUCAAGUGCGAGAGAGGCGGCCCGCAGAAGGAGGGGACGGGGGGUCCCGCCGAAGGCUCCGGGCUGGGGGAGGCGUCCCCCGUGGCCGGCGGUGGUGGCGAGACUGAUUCCUCCCUCGGCACUCCCGGCUCGGAGCGGGUCAGGGGCCGGGGAAGACCGCUCUACCGGCAGCUGGGCAAGGCAUCUCCGGACAACAGCCCGAGAAUCCCAAAGCAGGAAGACUCGCCCGACGCCAAGCCCGUGUCCUCGAUGUCCACCCACCCGUCCUUCCUCUCCCAGCUGGCCUCCGAGGUGUACCUGAAGCCCGACCCUCAGUUCCCCUUGACCCACCCGUUCUCCAUCACCAACCUGAUGGCCGCCGAACAGCAGACGGACAAGUCGGGCCUGAAGCCCUACGACCAGAUGUUCCCCUUCUCUGCCUACACCCCCUCAAUGGGCGCUGAACUCUCCAUGUUCCCCAAAACCAGCCUGGACCUCGCCCCCGUUCCCAACGACCCGUCCCCUUACCAGUCGCUGUGCUCGCGGCCCGUUCUGAGCUCCAUCUAGGCCCUUCAGCCCAUCCAUCGCCUCCCUGCCGACCAAGUUGGCAACCUGUGUAAAAAUAAGAAGAGACUCUAUCCACUGUGUUAUGGCUUGUAGAUAUCUACCUGUUUUCUGCGAUGACUAAUGAAAAUUAAUAUUGAUCCUUUGUACAAAUGGAAAGGAUAAUAUGAGAGUAAAAGGACU
Messenger RNA from Amblyraja radiata (thorny skate), 1595 nucleotides. Its product is annotated as forkhead box protein A2-like. Gene Ontology annotation, molecular function: protein domain specific binding; transcription factor binding; DNA-binding transcription factor activity, RNA polymerase II-specific. Bases 180 to 1415 code for a protein of 411 amino acids. The transcript is spliced from 2 exons. NCBI's taxonomy places the organism in Eukaryota, Metazoa, Chordata, Chondrichthyes, Rajiformes, Rajidae. Gene Ontology annotation, biological process: anatomical structure morphogenesis; regulation of transcription by RNA polymerase II; cell differentiation. The record is from RefSeq and is a predicted model, not a curated record.